This is a messenger RNA of Clunio marinus, 351 nucleotides long. Lineage: Eukaryota; Metazoa; Arthropoda; Insecta; Diptera; Chironomidae. The record is from the annotation of a GenBank genome assembly.
AUGCCUUCAAGCGUUCAAGUGAGGGCAGAGAUUAUUACGAUUCACAACAUUUUAGCUAAAGCCGCAGAAGGAAAGAAAGACGAGGGAAACCUUCAAACACUAGAAAAAAUAUUUCUUGCGAUGAUUUACGAGUUGAGAAGUUCACAACGAAAUCUGGUGCUGCGAAAAAAAACUUGCAACGUGAGCAAUUAUGAGUUUGAAUUUGGCAUCGUGCAAAUUGCUUUCACAGUGUCUGGGUCGUCGUCGUCGGCUGUUCAUAAAAGAUUUCUCUCAACUUUUCAUUUGACGCUUUAUGAUGAAGAUGAAAAAAAAAAAACAGCAAUUUGGAAGAAUAUGCUAAUUAAUCAUUGA